Tuber melanosporum (Perigord truffle) is the source of this 4132-nucleotide messenger RNA. RefSeq lists its product as uncharacterized. The transcript has 5 exons. Lineage: Eukaryota; Fungi; Ascomycota; Pezizomycetes; Pezizales; Tuberaceae. Gene Ontology annotation, molecular function: protein binding. The coding region runs from base 1270 to 3858 and encodes 862 amino acids. The record is from RefSeq and is a predicted model, not a curated record.
CUCUUGUAUGAAAAACUCUCCUCACUCCUCGUUCUCUACUCUUCACACACAUACAAUACAAGGUUCCCUCAUUACCAUCAGAGCCAACUCUAUCCACUGCGUAAAACCCACCUUUCAGUCAUUACUGUUGCAACGACAACCGGUUUUAUCCUGUCUGUCUACCUCAAUUUCCAACACAAACGACUAGACCUCAGAAAUGUGUGAUCAACCGUGAUGUGCCAUAGAGCUCUUGUGUUGGGACGUAAGUAUUCCAAACCCGAAUCUCUGCGCAACGAGCACAAAGAUGCACUUUGGGGGAAGGACUUUUGGUUAGAUGUGAAAUUUUUCUCUGUCUCUAGAGUGUACUUUAAGACUCAGGGUGUGUGUCGACUUCAACAGUGUCAAGUGGAGUAGAACUUUUUUUUUUGGUUGGGUUCGGUCUGGGAAUUUGGCAAGAUCUUGGAGAUUUUGUGAAGUGUAAAUCUGUGAGGGUGUUCUGGAUUGUGGGAUGGUGAUUUAACUUGUUGCUUCAGGAAUGGGGGUUUAUUAACUUAUUCGAAUCUCCGGGAGUAGAUCGAGCAUAAGCUUAUGAGUAGGCUUGGUAUAGUCUACCGUUUGGGGUUGAGGAACACUGAGGUGGAGAGUUGGACUACCGGUAUGAUAAAUAUGAUAUCCCAAGUUUUGUCACCACAUUUUUGUUUGGUUGCUCCCCUACACUCUCGUCCCAGCUGCCAGUAGAACUCCUCCCCGGAACUUUCUUACUUCUUCCUUCUCUUCCCCCCCCCCCCGAUCGAAACAACAAGCAAGUCAGAGGGCAGGCAGAGCACCGUCCACCCCCGAGCUCCACCAUUAAUCAAUACUUUUUCCUUAUUCCCCAUUUUUAUUCUAAAGGCUCUGAACUAGCUGUUCAAAGGAUAGCAAUUCUUUCUUAAAACGGGGAACGUAAAGGGAAGGGGAAAGCAGAAGAAAAAAACAUAGUCGAUUUUGACUAUUUAUAUCCUGCCCCUUGUUCUGUCUUGUGUAUGGUUAACAGCAGAGAAAUAACUUUGGGCAAACUCCUUCUACGGCGUCACGGCUUCAAUCACCUCUCACUCUCUUUCUAUUUCAACCGUUACACGUCCGCUUUUUUGCCCUCCCAUCCCAUCGUUUCCGUUUCUGUAUCACCUGCAUCGAUCUUCUGUGUUUAUCCACCCAGAUCCACCUCCGGCACCCUUUGUCAUUGAAUCUGCCAGCGCGAGACAGGUCAGGUGCCGCAGCGGAGCGAGCCUCCAACAGACGAGUUCCUGCAAGAUGACGGCAGGCGAUAACGGGAAUACCGCUAAUAGCUGUGGGAGUGGCAAUAAUGGGAGUAGUAGCAGCAGCGGUUGUGGAAGUGGUAGCAAUAGCAGUGGUAAUGUUGGUGGACACCGUGACGGUUUACGCAACUUAGUGGAAGGCCUCACGCUAUCACCAGUUACUUCUCCUAUCUCGCCCACAUCCCCAUCAUCGGCUCCACCCUUCAACCACCCUUCACAAUCGAUCUUUAAUAAUCCCGGCAUCGGAUCCUCCGCACCUUCUUUGUUGGCCGUCCCAUACAGCAACGCCGGUGCUCGCCUCCACUCGUUCACUUCUCGACCUCUGAGUUAUGGUGGUGGAAGUGGGAGUGCUCUGACCGUUGCGAGCUCGAACGUUAAGGCAACUGCUGUAGCUGGGGGCUCGAGUGGGAGCAAUGGCCAUGGGGCUGGUUCUGAUCCUGCUGUGAAGGAGGUGGACGAUCCGACAACCCCCGUGAGUCAUUUAGACAAGGCUGCUGCGCUGAAUACCUUCUCGAGGCUCCUUGCGACGCCAGCCUCGCAGACUGCGUUCAGUCGGAGUGGAAGGAAUUGUAGCUAUCGAGGUUCUGAUUCGGUCAAGUUGGAAGACUUCCUCUACACUCGUGGUUUCCUGGAAGGGGCUUGCAGUGAUGUCACCAUCAUCACUUUUGGCUCUCGAUAUUGCCUGCAUCGACUUAUUCUGGACCGAUCGCCUUUCUUCUCAUCAUGUUUCAACGGCGGGCCUUGGCUAGAAUCUACCUCAUCGGAGAUCUCAUUGUCUCCAUCAGAUCCUAAUAUCACUCAACAUGCGUUUGAACUUGCCCUAGGAAGGUUGUACGGUCAUGUUGACAGGGUCGAGGAGGACCGUCAUGCGCUCCCAUUAUUGGCUGCGGCGAGCUAUUUAGAUCUCCAGGACCUUGCGGAAUCUUGUGCCAGUUCCUUGCUCAGGAACCUCGGAACAAGUAAUAUCUCUACCGUCGUUAGAUUUGUCACAAACAGCUAUUACGGUCCGCUCACAGAUAGACUAAUGGAGAGUGCUAAAGCCAUGCUAUAUCGAGAUGGGUGGGAGAUGAGCUUUGAGGAGUGGGAGGGGAUCAGUGGCGAGGUUGCGGCUGAGAUCAUUGGAUAUGAUGGGUUUUACGUUCCUAGUGAGUGGUUGAGAUACUGCUUCGCGAAGGAUAUGAUUGACUGGCGGAUUUGCCAUUCCUUGUCGUAUAAUCGUGCAACUCAUGAGGGUUGUUCUUUGGAUGACGAGGAUUACGAUGCGGAUGGAGCUUCGGCUUUUGACGAUGAAGAGACUGACGUUAAGCCCUUGAGAGAACUCUUGGAGAAUGGCAUCUACUAUAUCCAUAUGUCUUUCGAGGAGUUACAAAAGAUAGAAAUGGACCGAGAUGUUCUCGGAAGAAGGACGGUUGCUCAGGACACUAUCAGAGAAGCACUCUGGAACCAGAUGCAAUUGAGGCAGAAAGUUAUGAAUGUUCCAUUGAAUAGUCCUGAUCUUGGCAUUACCGAGACGGAGACCGUGCGCCAACCCACUCCUCUAGGGAGAAAGAGUUCUCAGAGAUUGCCGACUCCAAGGUUUGGCGAGAAGCUGGGCGAACCUGGAUCCGGGCGCGCAACUCCAACGCGACAAGAUGAUGGAGAUGAUGGGCCUGACGGGCCUGAUACGCCAACUACCAUACGCGGGCGCCAGACUAAGCGCAAGUAUUAUAUUCCUACCGAGGAUACGACCACGGUUAUUGGAGAUUGUCAAGAUACUCCUCAACACCUUGCUGUUUCUCAUCCAGUGCAUCGAGCUUCUGCUUCUAGGGCUUCUGAAUGCCAGGCAGGCGCGGAGCGGACCGGGGGUGGUGAAGAAAGGGAUUCGUCUAUCCCGUUCGAAGAGUUGAGGUACUCCGAGUUUCCACCAUUCAGAUUUUCGGCAGAGUUUAAGAGCGUUAGAAGUCUCAAAGAGAAGAAGAGAGUGUACUCGAAGACGGUAUUUUAUGCUGGAAGUCACUGGAACAUUUAUAUCCAAAAAGUCCGCAGUAAGAACCUUCAACUCGGUGUCUACCUCCACCGAGCCAAGGACAGGGAGACUGCAGGUGGAAGCCAUGGUAGCUCAUCCGCCUCGCGAGAUUCUGAAAAUAUUGGCCAGGUAAUUACUGUGGACGAAAAGAUCGGCACUCUUGAGUUGCAUACUCGCAACACGAGUCAUCCGACCGAGGGCCUUGGGGAUGUGACUGUUACCACCGAUGGAGAUAUCACAACAUCAGCCUUUACCGACGGAAAUGUGUCGGGGAGACCCGGUGCCAAUACUAGUGCUACCAGGUCUGCCAUGCCUCAGCCCUCGCCUCCCGAGGUCGGUGUACCAGCAAUUCCGUAUUACAUCGAUUCCAGGCCUAUGAUCCAGACGUACUUCAAGAUAUUUAGUCCUAGUAGAAAGGGCAAAGUUUUAAGUAUGUUUUCUUCCGGGCCCGAUAGUUUUAAUUUCUCGCAGAGUUGGGGGUGGAAGAGCAGCAGUUUGAUACUAGAAGAGGGGAUGAUCGGAGGGGACGUGGAUAAAGAUGCCAGACUCAGAUUCAUGGUUGUUCUCGGUAAUGUUUAAACGACAGGAUUGUUUAAUUAAUGUUAUUCCAAUUCUUACGAAACUGUAAUUUUCUACAGACAUUCUUUUGUUUUACAUAGUUUUUUUUUUUUUAAUACAGGUUGGCGCAUUUCUUGGGCUUUUUGAUGUCUUCUUCAUUAUUCUCUCCUUAUAUCUCGAUUCUGUUGACUUUGUAGUGACCAUUUUGUUUUUAUUUCAUUCCAUUCCGUGGCCGGUAAACUAGCAGAAGGGUGAAUUUAAUUAUUCCGCGAAGGAGGGGAGUGAAUCACUUGAA